Molecule: messenger RNA, 405 nt
Organism: Salvia splendens (bonfire salvia)
Lineage: Eukaryota; Viridiplantae; Streptophyta; Magnoliopsida; Lamiales; Lamiaceae
Exons: 1
Coding region: 1-405 (134 amino acids)
Source: RefSeq, a predicted model, not a curated record
AUGUCGAAACGCACCUCACUCGUCGCUCACAGAGCGUGGGAGCUUCUACGCAGGCUGCUGUGCACCAGAAGAGGCGAAUUGUGCAGAAACAGAGCCGCGAUCACGCGCAGCGCGUUCCACAAAUUAUUCAAAAAAAUCGCGGCCUACGGCGAUCACGAGAUCUCGUUCCAGAGGACGCCGGUGGUGUACGUGAGGAUGCACCGCGCGCCGGCUGCCGUGCGUGGCGAUUGGGAGGAUGAGGACGAUGAGGUGUGGUGCGAUCGUGUGCCUCGCGAUUGUUUGUUGAAGGAGGCGGAAGAGGAGAUGAGUGAUGAAAGUGAUGAGGGGAUUGUUGAGAGGGCGGAGGAGUUCAUCACUAAGUUCUAUGAGGAAAUGAAGCAGCAGAGACAGAUUUCAAAUAUAUGA